AUCCCACGGUGAAUGGAUGAUUGAUGAAGGAAAAAAAAGCUAUCAAACUUCCAACAUUUGUGUGGUGGCUCUGUGGAAUUACUGGCCGCAGAUAGGCAGCAAGCGGGUGUGAAACGAGCGAUAUUCCAGCAGCGACCGGAUCAGAAUCCAAACCCGCAACAGCAACAGCACCACCCAGCACGGUAGCGACACAUUAUUUUAUCAACGAGGUGCUGCAUGUACUCUCAAUUGGAACAUUGACAGCCGUGCUCCCUCCUCACAGUGAGCACCACUUUCACCUUCACCCGUCGCCGUGUGUCUGCUGAAGACAAACAGCACACACACACACAUUCGCGCGUGUAUCGCACCGCACACACUGCCAAUCGUGUGUCUUGCGCACACCAGCCACAAAAGAGGCCACAAAACCACGGAGAGGGGCCAGAAACAGUAGUGAACAGGCCAGCAUCACCAUGCAAGCGAUUAAAUGCGUUGUCGUCGGUGACGGUGCCGUCGGUAAGACGUGCCUGCUGAUCAGCUACACAACGAACGCGUUCCCGGGCGAAUACAUCCCGACCGUGUUCGACAACUACUCCGCGAACGUGAUGGUCGACGGCAAACCGAUCAAUCUCGGGCUUUGGGAUACGGCCGGCCAGGAGGAUUACGAUCGGCUCCGUCCCCUGUCCUACCCACAGACGGACGUGUUUCUCAUCUGCUUUUCACUCGUCAAUCCGGCCUCGUUCGAGAACGUGCGAGCAAAGUGGUACCCGGAGGUGCGCCACCACUGUCCGAACAUACCGAUCAUACUGGUCGGGACGAAGCUCGAUCUGCGGGAUGAUAAGAACACGGUGGACAAGCUGCGGGAUAAGAAGCUCGCACCGAUCACGUACCCGCAGGGGUUGGCCAUGGCGAAGGAGAUUGGCGCGGUCAAGUACCUCGAGUGUUCGGCACUGACGCAGAAGGGCCUGAAGACGGUGUUCGACGAAGCGAUCCGGGCGGUCCUGUGUCCGAUGAUACCGCCGAAGAAGAAACCCAAGUGUAACAUCCUCUAAAGAUUGUUCGCUUUAUGUUUUUUUUGCUCUGUUUUAAAACGUCAAAAGAAAUCUACAAUCGCGCUUUUGCCUCUAGCUCCUUCCGCUCCUCCUCCGACCGCUCUCCCUCCCCCCGUCACCGAACGGGUUAGGGCUUGUGGGUGGUUUGUGUAUAUGUGAAGGAACGAUCGUUUAAAAUCGGCACCACCACAUUCGUCCGUUCCUGUCUUCCCGCAGAACACCGGCACCUACCCUCUGUCCAGCAGCGCCUCUCCCAGUAAACCGCGAUUGUGUAGCGAAACGAACACGAGCAAAAGCAACGUGAGAACGAGAAGCGCGCACGCACAGGACACAUAAAACAGCAAACACACACACCAGACACACAGGACAUGCCGGAAGGAUCAUAUCUAUUAGCGCAAGCAAAAAGAGAAUCAAAAACCAAUCACACCGUUGGUAAAGAUGUUUUGGGGAGCCUGUCUAACGCGGGAAAAUUUAAUUGGACCGAACGAUGGAAUACGGAAGCAAACAAUUGGAAACAAAAACGAAGCAUCUUUCACCAAGCGAGUGACAUCAAGUGAAAUAGAAAUGCGUGAGAUUCCAUCACUAUCAUCAUCAUCAUCAUCAAUCGAGCCCCAUCGUCGUCGUCGUUGUCGUCGUCGUUGUCGUCGUCGUCCUGUUCACACAUCAUUUCCCGGUCAUCCUGCUCAUCAUGAUCCGCCUUUAUCAUAAAGCAGUGGACCUCAUGGCGCCGCUCAUCGGGCCCGAGUGGCGUGACCUUCCUCCUGUCUGUCUCCCGCUCUCUCUCUCACACACACACUAUCGCUCGCCCGCUGUCCCGUUCCGUUUAAUUUUAUUCAGUUUAGUUAUUUUUUUUUUAUUUUGUUAAUUUAAUACACUCGAUGCAAGAACCGUGCACACCGCACAGAACAGUAGAAGGUUGUGAAGGUUAGAGCGUACGGAAUGCAAAAACGCAAGGAAUUCAUGCAAACAAGAUGCGUGUAAAGGACACUGUUCCGCGAUGGGCGAAGCAGCAGUAGCAGCAGCAUCACAGCAGCAUUUAUCCCUGUACAACCGGUGAUAGCAGACAGCUUCAGCUGUAGAUGGCAAAGUUUGAUCAUCCUUCACCACAUCACCCGGGGCGGGGAUGCGUACACGGUUGCAGUUGGUUUAGCUCAAAAGAUAAACACUUCAUCUGAAUUCAUCUGCUUUACACGGUGUACCUGCUUCCCGCAUUUCCUAGAUACGUAGGCAGGCAGAAAAUGUAUCUAAUCCAUUCGUUUUUAGUUACAACGGGGCACACUACACUAUACUGCUAAUGCCACACACGUGCAUGGCAAUCAUGUGUGUACCGUAAUGUGUAGCUCGAUCAGUGUCAGCUUGGUUGUGAUUUUUUUUUCCUUUAAUAAGCAACAUGCAACUACUCUUGCGCGCGCGUAGUUCAUGCUACGAAGAAGCUUAUUUUGGAGAGAGAAAAAAAGUUAAUUUAGUUUAUAAACUUUCGAGUAAUCAAUCAGUUGUUUAAAGCUAGGGCUUUUAAGUUUCAGCAGGGUAGUUUUGAAUUUUUGCACUCUGUCGGGGGGAACCCCAUCGGUUAGGCGCCGUUUCAUGUCCGCUAUAGUUUGUAUUUUUUUAUUCUUUUUUUUUAAAUUUAUUUUCUGUUUCUAGCUUUUACACUCUAAAGGGGAAAAUUACACAAAGCUCUAUUAAACAGGACGCAUUUUUGCACUGCUACCAGUUUCUUCCUUUCUUUUUUCCUUCACUCUUUCUUCACAAUACUUUUUCUGAGAGACAGUCAGAGCCGGACGGGACAUUAAGCAAUAGACCCUAUAGGAUGGGUAUUAUUCAAACACACACACACACACUUGUGCACGCGAACUCCUUAUUCACACGCUGCAAAGCCAUGUUUCACGUUGGGAGGGAAGGUUGCUGCAUAGCUGGGGGGGGAUAGAGUAAAGGACCCUAAAGCUUGGAGACAGAGAGAGAGGGAGGGAGAGGAUAGGAUUAUUGAGCAAUUCUAAGUAGACGGCAAUCGACGGCGUGUGUGGUGUAAGAUUUUAGUUGAAACGAUUAAAAAAAACAAAAAACCUAAAAUCAAACAAACUAUGUAAGAUAGGUGUGUAUGUGCGUGAGUGUGCAUGUGCGUGUACGUGUAAAACAAGAGUUUCACAAAAUGGCGAGACAACGUGGCCAGUUUCAAAUUGGCCAAACACAAAGGGCAGAAGGAUUGUGUCCGUACUGUAUGUGUGCGUGUGUGUGUGUGAUGAUUGUUCUUUAGAUGAUAAUGGCGAAAAAAUCAGAGAUUAAAACUCACAUUACAAGUCAAAUAGCGCGAACCGAAAUCCUGUGCAGAAGAGCCUAGAUGUUAUUCUAAAACCAACAAAAAAGAAGAAGAAAACAAAUCAGAUAAUAAUCUGCUUCCUUUUUUUGGGUACUACUUGUCCUUCCAAAACAUUAUGCUUUGUCUACUAAUUUACCCAACGGGUCCUGCUGUGUCGUGCUGGAUCGUAUUUUUUUUGCUCUACUACAUAGGACGGCGCUCAAUAUAGCCACCAUAUCUUGUUAUCAAGGAACAAUCAUUUACCGUACAUCAUCCUGCGAUCAGCUGCGUAGCUUCCCAUUGCUGAAGGCGGAAAGGCCGUAGACCAACUUCCGCCAGCCAAUAGGUCCUUAAAAACAAGUCUCCAUAUGAUUAAAACAAUGCUCAGGUCCGAGAUUACUGUUAUCACGCUGCGCACAUUGUGCUAAGUUGUCUUCACACGGCAGGACCGGGAGGGGGCUCAAAUCCCACCCGAACCGUUCCCCCAUAGCUGAGGACUCUGACGUAUGGACGUUUGUUUUUCGUGUGAUCGGCAAAAUCCAUUUUUUAUACGCUUGCUCACACUUCUCCCCUUUUCUCUAGUGCCCGUGUAAAAGUGUAUAGAUGUGUGUGUGUUUUUUUCACUGUUGUCCUGCUGCAAAGAAAGUGCUUUUUGUAAUCGCUGUUUGUGUAUGAGUGGGUGUGAACGGGUGUGCAUGUGUGUGCGUGAGAGAAGGCGCAACGCACAAAACCCGUGCGUCUAUAGCUCUUAAAAAAAGAGAAGAACUCUUUAACCAAAAUAGUUGUAACAGUGCGAUCGAAAAUCCCACAAACACUCUCACACACACAUGCUAGCCACACAGAAAAAAGCCAAGCAAAAAUAAUAAGAAAAGGGGAACGAAGCAUCCUGUGCCCCAGGUGAAGCCAGUGUGGGACAAGGCGGCCUGCCCGUCGCCGAAAAAAAGGGAUGUUUGUAGGCUGAGGGCGCCAAAAAAAAAAUAAAGGAAGAAGAGCGGACAAAAGGAGCGAAGCAGAAGCGGAAGAGGAAAACUUUAUAACAAAGUGUAAUGAUGCAUUAAUAUUAGGUAGGCUCUUGAGAGAUAUAUAGGCGUGUGCGCUUUUCCUGCGUUUUUGUUUUAAAAAAACUAACAGACGGGGAAAUGUGUAGAUUAAUACAAGUGGCGAGAGAAAUAAAAAAGAAAACAAAUGACCCCAACUCCCAUUCCCCCCAUCUCCCCUUCCGUGUGUCACUGUAGGGAACCGAUUUAUACAAAAGAGAAGCAGAAGAAAGCCCCACAGAACGAACGUAUAUAUACACCCAACUUCAAUCUGGAACAAAACGAACACGACAAGAAAACAAAACCGGAGACAAGAUGUGUAAAAGAGCGAGAGCGACCGAACGAGAGAUGUUUUAAAAAACUGGUAAAAAACAAAACAAAUUUGAACUCCUCUACAACAGAUCAGGUGGAGACAUGUGCCCUGCCAAAACAGACAAAAUAAAGAGAAAAAAAAAAUCCACACGUUGAGGAAAAAGGGAAGCGGCAGAAAAAGCAAAACCAAAACAAUGAAAUAAAAGGACAUAAAACGAAGA
Anopheles stephensi (Asian malaria mosquito) is the source of this 4894-nucleotide messenger RNA. RefSeq names its product ras-related protein Rac1 (gene Rac1). Gene Ontology annotation, cellular component: cytoskeleton; cell cortex; cell projection. Gene Ontology annotation, biological process: regulation of actin cytoskeleton organization; cortical cytoskeleton organization; regulation of cell shape. Bases 450 to 1028 code for a protein of 192 amino acids. The transcript has 3 exons. Gene Ontology annotation, molecular function: protein kinase binding; GTPase activity; GTP binding. The record is from RefSeq and is a predicted model, not a curated record. NCBI's taxonomy places the organism in Eukaryota, Metazoa, Arthropoda, Insecta, Diptera, Culicidae.